Messenger RNA from Chaetomium strumarium, 1284 nucleotides. RefSeq lists its product as uncharacterized. The record is from RefSeq and is a predicted model, not a curated record. Gene Ontology annotation, molecular function: nucleic acid binding. Lineage: Eukaryota; Fungi; Ascomycota; Sordariomycetes; Sordariales; Chaetomiaceae. The transcript has 2 exons. The coding region runs from base 72 to 1109 and encodes 345 amino acids. Gene Ontology annotation, cellular component: nucleus.
CAUCAAUGCCAGCAGGGUAAGGAAGCUGUGUACGGCAAUUUCUGGUACCUAGACUACAGUGCCAAAAGCCUAUGAUGACGUGCCAAACUACGGUAGGUGCCCUACCUGUGCACACUACACCGUAUGGUGCUCCUGAGUUGAUCAACUUCCACUAUUCAUUCCCGCGCGGACCACCUCCGGCCGUUCGCCCUCCUAGCCUCGAGAAAAUAGACAUGGAAGCGAUAACGCAGUCAUCAAAUGCGGAUCCUCCUCAUAUGGGCCUGCUCCGGGAUGAGACGCUUGCCCUUCGAGGUCUGUUUGGAUACAGCAAUCAUGUCCCAGCACAACCGUGUAACCCAGUCCUCGACUUCCCCGGCACGAAGCUUCACAAAACGGAAGUAUGGGACGUCCGAUUCCUCGGCCUCGACGUCGACGCAUUGCAGGAGAUCGAACAGGGAAUCCAACAAUUCCAUAUUGGCGUAUCCAUCUUCGAUACCCGGCUUCUGUGGAAGUCCGCUUUGGGAUUGCCGCACCCUGGGCAGGAGAACAAGAUGACCGAGUCACAUUAUUUUGUUGUUGGAAGCCCCAAGUUCAGCCGGAGGAAGUCCAACAAGUUUCUAUUUGGGAAGUUUGAGGCUCUUUCCCUCUCCGAUCUUCGAGCAAGACUCGAAGGGAUGACUCUGCACCGAGACCUCAUUCUCGUUGCUCACGGGAUUCAGCGGGAGCUCACGGUCCUUCAACGAGUCAAUAUCGAUCUCCGGCCGCGCUACGUCCUCGACACGGUCAAGGCCGCGCAGCAUCCACUCCAGCUGUCCUACAGAUGUAGCUUGGAGCAGUUGCUCGCGGAAUUUGACAUCUCUUUCCACAGCCUCCACGUCGCCGGGAAUGACGCUCACUUCGCGCUUCGAGCUAUGCUGAUGAUCACAGUCAGAGACGCGGAACGCCAGCUGGAUGCUUCUGUGCUCCCUAGUUGGCUGCCAACACUCCGAGCAAUUGCUCACGCACCCUUGUUGCCAGCAGAUAAUAAGGGCUGUUCGGAGCUUGGCACCGCUAAGAGGUCCUCCUCAUGCCUAGAGAUCUUGAUGCUCCACGCAAUGGCUAUUUGCCAACAGCUAUAUCCGGGCAUUUGAGGGAGUGAGCAUGACUGGGAGAGAGAUUGAAGGAAGCCGCUGACAGGUUAGGAACCCGUUUCUGCUAGUCUGCCUCAACUUCUCCACGACAGUCGGCCCACAACUUGGCCAGCAACUACGUGAGAAGCCGCGCCCAUCGAUCCCUAUGCGCUUACAGCUUCCCGCCACACGUCAC